Fibroporia radiculosa is the source of this 249-nucleotide messenger RNA. RefSeq lists its product as uncharacterized. The record is from RefSeq and is a predicted model, not a curated record. The coding region runs from base 1 to 249 and encodes 82 amino acids. Lineage: Eukaryota; Fungi; Basidiomycota; Agaricomycetes; Polyporales; Fibroporiaceae. The transcript is spliced from 2 exons.
AUGCGGGCACGCUUCAUCCUCCUGAUCUUCACCGUCAUUGGCCUUGUUCUCGCCGUGGCCGCUGCUCCCGCUUCCGGUGGGGGGAAGGUGGGCAAGAAAGCUCUCAAACAGUACCAGAUGAAGCGCAGGGAUGCGACGACACCUGCCGCGGUGGAUUGGAAGAAGCCCAAGCCAUCCAAGAUCUGGUGGGAUACUAUUCCCACUGCUAUUACAAACGACGUACAUGCAGCCUGGUCAGUUCUCGGAUGA